Messenger RNA from Alternaria triticimaculans, 912 nucleotides. RefSeq lists its product as uncharacterized. Bases 1 to 912 code for a protein of 303 amino acids. The record is from RefSeq and is a predicted model, not a curated record. The transcript has a single exon. NCBI's taxonomy places the organism in Eukaryota, Fungi, Ascomycota, Dothideomycetes, Pleosporales, Pleosporaceae.
AUGGCGCACCCCGGCACCGCCCACAAAUACACCAAAGGCCUCAUCGCCUUCGAACACGCCUCGCCUCACCCUUCGUCCUCCUACGACACCAUCCUCUGGAUAGGCGGCCUAACAGACGGUCUCCUCACCGUUCCCUACCCCUCGCUCAUCGCGUCCUCCCUUUCACCAACCUGGUCGCUCGCCGAAGUCCUCAUUACCUCCUCCUACAGCGGCUGGGGCACCGGUAGCCUGACGCGCGACGCAAAGGAAUUAGGGGAAUGCGUGGCAUAUUUUAAGGCAAGGCGGCCGGGGAAGAAAAUUGUGCUCAUGGGACAUUCAACGGGGUGUCAAGACAUCAUGGAAUAUUUGCUGGGGAAAGGAAAUGAGGCGAGGGAGAAAGUGGAUGGCAUAAUACUGCAGGGUGGUGUUAGUGAUAGGGAGGCAUGGGAAGAUUACUACAAAGAGGGAGAGAGAAGAAAGCAGCUUGACGAUGCGAUUGCGAUGGCUAGAGAAUUGGUGGACAAGGGGAAGGGAGAGGAAGUCUUGUCACCGGAGAGUAAUCCUGUGAUCAAGGACAUGGGCGGCCCUCUCAACGCAUAUCGCGCAUACUCCCUACUUGCAAAGGGUGGUGACGAUGAUUACUUCUCGAGCGACCUAUCAGACGAACACUUCACGACUACGUUCGGCAGGAUACCAAAGACCACACCGGUGUGCUUCCUCCUCGGAUCCUUGGACCCCUACGUCCCCGCGAGAAUUGACCGAGCUGCCCUACUCCAGCGCUGGACAAGGAUAAUACGGGAAGGCGGUGGUGUUGUCGAUGACGAAGAUGGUGGUGUGAUACCGGGUGCGCAUCAUAAUCUUGAUGGGGAUCCGGAGGAGGUUGUGCAGGAUCUGGUGAGGAGGGUGCUUGGGUUUGUUACGAGGUUGGGGUGA